ACACAUCUACUCUUGAUCUACCAGUGAGCUAACUCCGGAUAUAUAAACAGACCGAAAGUUUCGUAUCAGGGGAGCGUGAAAAAGGCUUCAGAAUUUGCCGGCGAGAAAAUGGCAGCACCUGGCCGCGCGAGCUCGGCGGCGCCGGCGCUCGCCGCCGCCGUGCUCGUCUCGCUCUGCCUCGCCGCGGUCUCGGAGGAAGAGCAACUGGAGAACCUGCGGUUCGUGCGGCACGCGCAGGACGCGCCGGCGGUGUCGAGCUACAACUACAUCGUGAUCGGCGGCGGCACGGCGGGGUGCCCGCUGGCGGCGACGCUGUCGGAGCACUCGCGGGUGCUGCUGCUGGAGCGCGGCGGCCUGCCGUACGCCAACAUGUCGAGCGAGCAGCACUUCACGGACGCGCUGGCCGACACGUCGCCGGCGUCGCCGGCGCAGCGGUUCAUCUCGGAGGACGGCGUGGUGAACGCGCGCGCGCGGGUGCUCGGCGGCGGGAGCUGCCUCAACGCCGGGUUCUACACGCGGGCCAGCAACGAGUACGUGCGCGCCGCCGGGUGGGACGCGCGGCUGGUGAACUCGUCGUACCGGUGGGUGGAGCGCUCGCUGGUGUUCCGCCCCGACGUGCCGCCGUGGCAGGCGGCGCUCCGCGACGCGCUGCUCGAGGCCGGCGUCACGCCCGACAACGGCUUCACCUUCGACCACGUCACCGGCACCAAGAUCGGCGGAACCAUCUUCGACAACUCCGGCCAGCGCCACACCGCCGCCGACUUCCUCCGCCACGCCCGCCCCCGCGGCCUCACCGUCCUCCUCUACGCCACCGUAUCCAGAAUCCUCUUCAGACGCCAAGACGGGGUGGCGUACCCGGUGGCGUACGGGGUGGUGUUCACCGACCCGCUGGGGGCGCAGCACCGGGUGUACCUCCGCGACGGCGCGAAGAACGAGGUGAUCGUGUCGGCGGGGACGCUGGGGAGCCCGCAGCUGCUGAUGCUGAGCGGCGUCGGGCCGCAGGCUCACCUGGAGGCGCACGGCAUCGAGGUGCUCGUCGACCAACCCAUGGUCGGGCAGGGCGUCGCCGACAACCCAAUGAACUCGGUGUUCAUCCCGUCGCCGGUGCCCGUCGAGCUCUCCCUCGUGCAGGUCGUCGGCAUCACCCGCUCCGGCAGCUUCAUCGAGGGCGUGAGCGGCUCGGAGUUCGGCAUGCCGGUCUCCGACGGCGCGCUCCGGUGGGCGCGCAGCUUCGGGAUGCUCUCCCCGCAGACGGGGCAGCUCGGCACGCUGCCGCCGAAGCAGAGGACGCCGGAGGCGCUGCAGCGGGCGGCGGAGGCGAUGAUGCGGCUUGACAGGAGGGCGUUCCGGGGAGGCUUCAUCCUGGAGAAGAUCCUCGGGCCGGUGUCCUCCGGCCACAUCGAGCUGCGCACCGCCGACCCGAGGGCGAACCCGGCGGUGACGUUCAACUACUUCCGGGAGGCGGAGGACCUGGAGCGGUGCGUCCAUGGCGUCGAGACGAUCGAGCGGGUCAUCCAGUCGCGGGCCUUCUCCAACUUCACCUACGCCAACGCCUCCGUCGAGUCCAUCUUCACCGACUCCGCCAACUUCCCCGUCAACCUGCUGCCCCGCCACGCCAACGACUCCCGCUCGCCGGAGCAGUACUGCAAGGACACCGUCAUGACCAUCUGGCACUACCACGGCGGCUGUCACGUCGGCGCCGUCGUCGACGACGACUACCGGGUGUUCGGGGUGCAGGGGCUCAGGGUCAUCGACAGCUCCACCUUCAAGUACUCGCCCGGCACCAAUCCUCAGGCCACCGUCAUGAUGCUCGGCAGGUAUAUGGGUGUGAAGAUUCAGGCCGAGAGAUGGAGGAAAUGAUGAACAAAAUAUGUAUUACCUUUGACCACUUCAGAGUAAAAAAAACAUGUGAUUCAGACAAAAGAAAAAUGAGUUAUACUGGCU
This is a messenger RNA of Oryza brachyantha (malo sina), 1944 nucleotides long. Its product is annotated as protein HOTHEAD-like. Gene Ontology annotation, molecular function: flavin adenine dinucleotide binding; oxidoreductase activity, acting on CH-OH group of donors. The transcript has 4 exons. The coding region runs from base 109 to 1860 and encodes 583 amino acids. Lineage: Eukaryota; Viridiplantae; Streptophyta; Magnoliopsida; Poales; Poaceae. The record is from RefSeq and is a predicted model, not a curated record.